Raphanus sativus (radish) is the source of this 2029-nucleotide messenger RNA. RefSeq lists its product as uncharacterized. Gene Ontology annotation, molecular function: protein binding. The record is from RefSeq and is a predicted model, not a curated record. The transcript has 8 exons. Bases 224 to 1765 code for a protein of 513 amino acids. NCBI's taxonomy places the organism in Eukaryota, Viridiplantae, Streptophyta, Magnoliopsida, Brassicales, Brassicaceae.
GUUGAUGUGUGAAGGGGAAGCCACCAAAUGAGUCAGGUCUCCGUCUCUCUCGGUUCGGCACAGCGCAGCUUCCAAAGGCGAACGUCUUCGUCUCCGGCGAGCUGUUAACUUGCCGAUUUUUAUUUUCCGCAAAAUUUAUCGUUAUCUAAUCGCAUACGGGUUUAAAGGAGGUGAUUGUGUUGCCUUGGUUUUGUUUGGAUUUGCUAGGGUUUCGUUCUCAAAAAUGUCAGAAGCUUCUAGGCGGAGUAGGGUCACUAUUACUCUAGGUCGUAGCGGCCAGGUGGUAAGUCGAGAUGGGACUGAUAUAGAUGAUUUGCCUAGAGUUGGGACCAAGCGGUCUGUCAAAGAAAGACUGGGGAACCAGUUUGAUGUCUCUGCUUACGGAAGUGAUGCGGUCAGUAAAAGGCAAAGAGGGGAAGCAAGUUUCAGUGGAAAUGAUUUGCAGAUCAGUCAAAAUGAUCUACGUUUCAAGCUGUUGCAAAAAAAUGCACAGAGACGAGCUCAGAGCGAGGAAGGCAGCACUGUGGAUCUUCGUGAAAAGCUCCUCUCCAAGUCCAAGAGUGAGCAGCUUCGUCGUAGCUUUGAUACUCGACCUCGUAUGUCUGACCUGAGGGAUGAUGACCCGUUGCCUCCAUCAAGAACUGCUCGUGGUCCUUCUCAUCUGCUUUCAUCAAGCAGUGCUUACUCUCCAUGGACCCGGGAUGAUAUACGACGGAGGUCUCCAGAGAGGCUUAUGAGUACUUCCAGGGGUCGGUCGCCACCAAGAAAUGCUGGAAGUAUGAGUGGCACUCCAAGGGCUCUUUCACCGCCGAGGAGCACCAGAAGCUUCACUGGUGGUUCGAGGGAUCUCUCACCGCCAAGAAACUCUGGAAGAAUGAUUAGCCAUUCAAGGAAUAUGUCGCCACCAAGAAAUGCUGGAAGGAUGAUUAGCCAUCAUAGGGAUCAUCUAUCACCGCAAAGAAGUGGUGGUAGAAUAUUUAGCCAUCCAAGGGAUAUAUCGCCACCAAGAAACUCUGGAAGUAUCAGCGGCACUCCGAGGGCUCUUUCACCACCCAGGAACACCAGAAGCUUCACUGGUGGUUCUAGGGAUCCAUCACCUCCGAGAAAUGCUGGAAGAAUGUUUGGCCGCCAUCCAGGGGAUCUAUCACCUCCUCCAAGAACGACUGGAAGGAUUAUUAGCCCUCCAAGGGAUCUAUCACCGUCAAGGAACCCCAGAAGCUUCACUAGUGGCUCUAGAGCUCUGUCCCCAACUAGAAAUGUGGGAAGCAGCUACAUGGGUUCUUCUCGAGGGUUUUCUCCUUCUAGGAAUCCUGGAGGAAGCUACGUAGGUUCUUCCAGGGGUUCUCCUCCACCAAGGAACAUUGAUGAUUUCCAUGGACGAAGCAGGAUGGUUGAUGAUGUGAGACCAUCACCGUAUGCAGUUAGAGGUGUAGUAAAUAAUCAAGCACCAGGAAGUGGCAUUACUCUUUCUAGGCCAAUGUUACCUCCUCCGGUACCAAACCCUCAUCCGUUGCCUCCUUUGAGUCAGCUCCCUCCUCUUGGAAGUAUGAUGCAGAACAGUCCCUUCCCUAUGGAAGAGCCUCUAACAGUAGAGAGCUUUCUAAAUUCACUUGGACUUGGAAAAUACUUCCUUGCCUUUAAGAGAGAGGAAGUGGACAUGACGACGAUAAAGCAGAUGAAAGAAAGUGAUCUAAAAGAUCUUAUCAUACCAAUGGGUCCAAGGAAGAAGAUUCUCCAGGCCAUAGCGUGUCUUCCAAAACGGUAGCGGCGGCCUCUUGCUGAUUCUUACUCUUGUGGUCAUAAUUGGCCUUUUGCGGAUCAAAACUAAGAAGAAACUCUUCUCUCUGGAUGAUUGUAGUCAGAAUGUUAUUAUCUGGAUUUUCUCUGUGAUGCAAUUUAUCUCUCUUUUCUUUUAGACAAGUUGUCGACCGAAUCAGCAGUCGUGUCAGGGUUCGUGUCUAUUUUGAAACAUGACAUGCAUUUUGGUGAAUUGUAACUUUUUCUCCAAUAGCAUAUUUCAAUCCUAGUA